Molecule: messenger RNA, 8489 nt
Organism: Dermacentor albipictus
Lineage: Eukaryota; Metazoa; Arthropoda; Arachnida; Ixodida; Ixodidae
Gene: DAT
Product: Sodium-dependent dopamine transporter
Biological process (GO): sodium ion transmembrane transport; dopamine uptake involved in synaptic transmission
Cellular component (GO): plasma membrane; presynaptic membrane; neuronal cell body membrane
Molecular function (GO): dopamine:sodium symporter activity
Source: RefSeq, a predicted model, not a curated record
CAAAGAUGACGACACCCGCACGAUGCUAUUGGGCGACCCGAAUCACGUGCCCUGCGAGCGGUGCUUCGAUGCGAAGCAGGGAGCGCACUCGCGUCGUCUGCUCAGCGGUGCGGCCGCGUCGUCUGCUGGGGAUCGUCGAGCAGGCGAUUUCAACGAAUAGCAAGGAGCAAGAAAAAUAGUGGAUAAAAGGCGGCAACUGACAAAUCAACUCGGGGAAAGUAUUAGGACCUCGCGCAAACCAACAUCUUUCGCUUUUGCGGUGAGAGGUUUCAAGCUUAAGCAACAGGUGCGUGCAGCUGAAUGCGCGCCUCUUGGCCCAUUGCGAACUACGUGCUCUCGAGUCCUCGCUAGAACAGACACGCUGCCUCAUUUCGCAUGGCGGAAACAGACGAAAAUUCGCCUCUGGCGGGCGAGCCAAAGGCGUCGUUGGUCAACGAAGGUGGCUGCAACGCGGCUUCUUCUGAUCGGCACGAGCAGCAUUCGUCAUCGGCCAACAACUCCGGUUCUCAGGCCGUGACGGAAGUCUGCUUGACUCCCCGCUCCGACGCCAAGGAUGCGACGGACAGUUUGGGCCGGAAGUCCGGCGACAGAGAAGUAUGGGGCAAGAAGGCCGAUUUCCUCCUGUCCGUGAUUGGAUUUGCCGUGGACCUGUCCAAUGUGUGGCGCUUCCCCUACCUCUGCUACGCCUACGGCGGGGGCGCGUUCCUGGUGCCGUACCUGAUCAUGCUGGCGGUGGGCGGCAUUCCCCUCUUCUUCAUGGAGCUCGCUCUCGGCCAGUACCACCGCAAGGGCGCCAUCACCUGCUGGGGAAGGCUGGUGCCCCUCUUCAAAGGCGUGGGUUACACGGUGGUGAUGAUUGCCUUCUACGUGGACUUCUACUACAACGUGAUCAUCGCCUGGGCGCUCUACUACCUGGUGGCGUCGUUCACCACUGAGCUGCCGUGGACCAACUGCAACAACUCGUGGAACACGGAGAACUGCCUCGAGCUGGCCUACGGGCAGCGACUGCUGAGGCUGCCCGCCAACGAGAGCUCUUCGUCCCUGGACGACGGCGUCGACGGCCGCGCCACAAACGCCACCGACGACCCGGACAAGGCGCUCGCCGUUGACGUCAGGGCCAACUACACAACGCCGGCCGAGGAGUACUUCACACGCCACCUGCUGCAGCUUCAGUACAGUUCGGGCAUCGACGACUUAGGUUCGAUCAAGUGGGACAUGGCGCUCUGCCUCCUCGCCGUCUACAUCAUCUGCUACUUCAGUCUUUGGAAAGGAAUCUCCACCUCCGGAAAGGUGGUGUGGUUCACGGCGCUGUUCCCGUACUGCGUGCUCUUCAUCCUGCUUAUCCGCGGCACCACUUUGCCCGGUGCGGCCCAGGGCAUCGCCUACUACCUCACGCCGGACUUCAGCGUGCUCGCAAACCCGAGGGUUUGGGUGGAUGCGGCCACUCAGGUAUUCUUCUCCCUGGGUCCCGGCUUCGGCGUCCUGCUGGCAUUUUCCAGCUAUAACGAAUUCCACAACAACGUCUACAGAGACGCGUUGCUGACGAGUGCGGUCAACAGUGCCACCAGCUUCCUGGCGGGCUUCGUCAUCUUCAGCGUGCUGGGCUACAUGGCUCACCGGGCGGACAUUCCCAUUGAGAAAGUGGCCACCGAAGGCCCCGGCCUGGUGUUCAUCGUGUAUCCUGAGGCGAUCGCCACCAUGCCUGGCUCCGCCUUCUGGGCGAUCAUCUUCUUCCUCAUGCUGCUUACGCUUGGGCUCGAUAGCUCGUUCGGCGGCUCGGAGGCGAUCAUCACGGGCUUUAGCGACGAGUAUCCCUUCGUGAAGAGGAACAGGGAGCUCUUCGUGGCCGCCCUGUUCACGCUCUACUUCAUCAUAGGACUCGCCAGCUGCACGCAGGGCGGCGUGUACGUGGUGAACAUGCUGGACCGCUACGCCGCCAGCUACUCCAUACUGAUCGCCGUAUUCUUCGAGGCAGUGGCUGUCUCUUGGAUCUAUGGGAUCAGAAGGUUCUCGGAGGACAUUAAGGAGAUGCUGGGCUUCCCCGUCGGCUUGUGGUGGAAGUUCUGCUGGGCCUUUGUGGCACCUUUCUUCAUACUGGUGAUCAUCGCCAGCGGCCUGGUGAACUACGAACGGCUGUCGUACAACGAGUACAAGUACCCGUGGAGCGCCGACGCUGUGGGAAUCUGCGUGGCAGCCUCGUCGGUGCUCUGCAUACCCGCGUUCGCCCUGUGGAACCUCAUCCGGACGCCUGGAACGCUGGCACAGCGGCUUCGGCUGUUAACCACGCCCUGGCGUGACCAGGAAUGCGACUUCAAGAAGGACGCCAGUGCCCUGGCGCCCAGUCCACCUCCGGUCAGCGUCUAGGGGGCGCACGCAGCGGCUGGGUCGAAUGCAGCGAAAAUGGAGACUCGGGAUUCUCGUCAACUCUGCCUCCUCCGGGGAAUCGUGACAAGCCGAGUACCGAUGUUCUCUUGGCCCCGUGCGCUUGUAUUUAUGUACACAUACUCAACGUAUACUCAACGUCCAGCAAGCUUCGGUGGCGUCGCUGAGGUUUGGAUGCGGUAUACACCAUUAUCUAUGUGCCUGCAUUAUACCACUUGCCACUUAACUCGAGAAAAAAAAAACAUUACACGUGUGUCACUGCUCUAUCACAGCAGGACAAAGCGGGAAGAUAAUGGACGAGAUAAGGCUGUUGUUAAUGUUGAGCCACGUUUGCUUACGGCUUGGCAGACAGCACUUGACAAAGAAAACUUGGGUCAAAGCCCUUGAAACCACUUUCCCUGUACGUGCGCGAUGGAAUUAUAGUGUUUCACGGUGGGAAACAGUGUACAAAAAAGAAAAGAACACUACGACUGACUGGAGGGCUGUAGCUGCGUAUUGGCUGUUAUUAUAUUUUCCUUAUCUUUUGAUUUUUCACGGCAGGCGUUACAAAAAACGAAAAAGGUUGAAAGAAAACCAGGAGUGUUUCGUGGACCAUAGGUCUGGGCCGACUAUGGUUAAAACGCGUGCGUUAUACUUAGCAUCCCUCUUACUUUCAUAUGUUGUACUUUCGAAGAAACCUACUCUGCCCUCCUUCAGCGAUAUAUACAUAUAUAAACGGCUGGACAGUGCCUCACAGGGCUACCAUGAAGCAACGCCAUGUCGGUGUGCAGUUGUGAGCAUUACAGUUUAAUACUCAAAAUUACCAAAGGGAAAUAUGCUGCUAACCUGCGUAUUUCGGCAAUGCAUCCAUUCAUCCACUAUGAAAUUGAUGUGCCGUACAUAUUCGUCUAAGCUUCGCACUUUUGACUUUUUACAACCGCCUGGCCUGCUGUGUUAGUCUCAUUUGCAAUCGUACAGAGAUAGAGAGACAGAUGGGAGGAAGGAAAGACAUAAAGGUUAAGUAGACUUCGUCCAGUUUGCUACCCUACACACGGGGAGGGAGAUGGGGGAGUGAUAGAGAGAGAGAGAUAGAGAGAGAUUGUAAAUUCUUACUGUGCUUAUGACCUACCUAAUUCAGGCUCUAAUUUCUACAAUCCUACUGCUUUUGUAACAUCAAAGAUAGAAAUAACUGUUUAACAUAUCGAAUAUGUUACUGCCCAAAUGUAAUCCAUACCUAGUGGCGGGCAUAUUUAAGAUUCUCGAAACUCUAUUAUUGACGCACAAGAAAUGUAUGAAGCUGCAUGCAGUGUGCUCUAUGAAGACAGCCGUGCUAAAUUGUGAGAAAAAAAAACAAACAAGAUCGACGUACUAGCCAUGACUUCUCUCGGUGGUUCAAUGAUUGUAGCGCCAGAUUUCCCUCUGUGGUAAUCUAAGUACGGGUGCGCAAGGGCCGUGUUUUCCUUUUUGCGUCCUUCUUCGCUUUCACGAUGUCCUUGUUGCAUUAGCAACGGUGACCAGUUAACACGCAAGCAACAUGCAUGCACGCGUGCACAUUGAACAUGAAAACGGAGGCUCUUUUGUUUUUGCCCCGAGCUUCGCGACAUCGACGUCGGGCAUUGCGCAGCGUUUCUAAUUUCCGACCGCGUGCGUGAGUGCUGGCGGCGAUAGGGCAACGUACAGCACAGCAUCAUCUCGCCGCGCAAAGUAUACGUAUAUUGAAUGAAUGCUGCCUCGCUUGUGCGUUUGCGGGUCCAGCCAUUAACCGCGUGCAAACUCGAAUGCAUACCUGGAGCGUCGAUGACGCACCAUUUUUUGACACCGUUAAGUGUGAUUGAAUGAAUGUGAAUUAUUGUGCUCGUUAACACUAGGAAUCGCAGUCGACGUGCGCACGGGUGGUGUCGUCCUCGGACAUCGUGUUAGAAGCACUCGGUUUCCUUGGCGACACAACAGACGAAAGUAUGAAAAGCCAUGCUUUAUAUAAAUGCAAUAUGUUGAGUACAAAUAUCCUUUGUGACGGCUAAACUGUGCAUGUAGUGCAGUGCUGCUCAGUGGCACGUACUUAUAUAUUUAAUACCGAUAAUGAAGGCGUUAUGGCGGAUCAGCCGUGGUGGACCAGUGACCACGGUGUUCUACUUCUGACCGUGUGGUAGCGGGUUCGAUCUCGGACGUGUUGCUAUGGAGACGGAAGGCAGAAACGCUCGUGUACCGAGCUCUCUGGUCAAAUCUACUCCAGAGUCUCUCGCAGCCCCUCUGUUGCGUUUGUACAUUCGAGCUUUCAUUUUGCGGCUCACCCCGCAAUUAAGGUUUCUAUGCACAGAAGGAACUAUCACUUUCAGAUAAACUAUUCAAACAGUCCAGCGGGGCGUAAUGUUUGUCUUAAGCGGGAAAGAGAUGCCACAUUCGGCUUUGUUUUAUUAGGCUACGGCAGUGAGAGAGUACGCUGCUAGUUCCACUAUAAACGCACAGCUUCGCUUCAAGUUUGUUGGAGCUAAAAGUGAUUGAGCGCUUACUGCAAUUCACUACUGCGUCACGCGCCACCGCUGACAUUCUACACGUCCAACACAGUGUUGCUAAUUCUCUAUCAGACUCUUUUAUUCUAUGUGUUCUUUUUUGAUUAACGAGAAAACUAGCAAAGAGCAGGUGUGACUGCAAGCAUACGCUUCAGCAUGCGUUCACGAAUAUGUAUCGAUGCCGUUCCGCUGUGAGAAGGUGGACACUUCCUUUUCUUUCGCAGAGGGAGCCUGAGUUCUCCCGUGACAGUGGCUAGCACGGGCAGACUUGGCAUGUCUCGGUAUAGAAACAGCCAAGGAUUCUUUUUUUCUCUGAUUUUAUCUGUCGAAAAAGGCCACCAGAUGCGUGUUUGUCCAUAUUAGGUGUCAGCGAAGGAAUGUCUUAGAUGUAGACAUAUAUUUCAUGUAGUGUAGGUAUGCGUGAAGCUGUAUUUUCGUAUAGGGUGCCAUGUUUCUGGAGAACUAACGUCCUAUUUGAACAUUAUUUUUUACUCUUUUCUAGUCAGUGUGUCAAAUGACUUGGCACACAACUGAAGCACGUACGAUGUCAUUUACCAUGUUUUGAAGACAUGUCAAUUAUACGGGUGUCAUGUGUCGGUGUCAUCUGUUUUCCUUUAAUUUUGUAUGCAUGAAACUUGAACGUAAACUGGAAACUGCCUACAUGCGUGCAUGGAUGGCGGUUUCGUUUUGUAACGUGCAGUAUUCCUAAUGCUUAAUGCAUGCGCUUAUUAAACCAAACACAGACUAGAAGCCUACCACUGACUAGCCUACCACAGCCAACGUUUUGGUUUACAUACAGCAAGCAGGUAGCUGAAUGUUGUUGCUCGCUACAAACAUCGAGGACAUCGAAACCGAUGUACGAGUUGCAACGGUUUCAUAGCGGUGGGGAAAAUGUAUAUAUGCCUUGGCGUAUUUCGUUGAGACACUUACUUGGUUGUUUAUAUCAAAACAGAAAAUGAAAGAGAUAAGAAAAGGAGAGAGAGAGAGAGAACUUCAUGUAGUCGCCUGCAGAACGACACCAUGACUAAAUGGCGCCGUGACGCGGGCCCUGACGUCUUCUCAGCGGGUGGUCUCUACUCAACUCCAGCGCGUGUCAUUCCCGCGGUUGGUCGUCCUGUGGGGCAACGUUCCGUCGGUUUCGCUCGGCCUUUGUCUUUCAAGAGCCGCCGAGACCUGCUGGACGGCCCAGGUUUGGCUUUGUUGUACUUGUCGUUGUACAAUCGUUGUACUUGUCGAAGCCUCAUUGGGGAACUUGGUGCAAUCCCAUAGGAUGUGCGUCAGGGUGGCCCUCUCCCGCUGGCACACGCGGCACACAUCACUCACAUGUAAUUUAGGGUAUAGAUAAGUCAUUAAUACUGGGGUGGGUAAAGAACCAGUUUGCAAUUGUCUGAACAGCACCACCUCCGCUCGGCUCAGCCCCGGGUGUGGGGGUGGGAAAGUCCUCCGAGCCAGGCGGUGGAACUGGGUAAGUUCGUUGAAAGAAGAAAGUUUCUCUAGGAGCAGACCGAGAUUAUCAUGUGUUUCGUUACGCGAUAACUAUACCUGGAGGCGUAUAGAGAUGUAUACGCGCACGAAAAGCAGGAAGGCAGACACACACACAGCGCUGGUACGUAGUACAUUCGUAGUUACCGCCAUUAAAGGAUUCGGGUGCGUCACACGCCACACAACAUUACAGCAGAUCAUGCCAGACGCGUUCGUGUCGAUGAACCAUCAUUCGCACAACGGUAUAAAUGCGAAACUCAGUACGUAUGGCACCACCACGAACCCCUGCACGUCCGUUUGAGACAUCGGUUGCAGGUUGCAGCACUGUGCAAGCUAGAGAUCUCGAGUCUUUAGCAGUGGGUGCGUUCGAACUUAAACAUACUUGGAUGUUUUACAGGGAAGCUGUUAGCCUCUGGUCGGUCGGGAUUUUUCGUGUCAGUAAGAAAAAAAAAUUGAACCGAAAAAAAAAAUGCAUAUCUGCCUGACUCUGCAGACUCCCGGAGAGCAGCGUGAACACGAUGAGCGUCGAAUAGUGCAAAAUCGCAAUGCUCAGCAAUGGUGUCGUGCUAAGACUAGGCAGAACAAUAAAACAUUUCACAUCGAAAUCGAAAUGCGUAAUUGACUAAUGAACAAAAAUUCAGUGAUUAAGUUACAACUAAUUACCUUAUAGCGCAUAGUGCAAUUCACAAAUUGUAGCCUGGGAGUUCGCAAGGUAGAUCCAACUGAAACAAAUUAUUAUGAUGACACUACUUCCGAAAUAUUAAUUCCCGAACUUUGCAAAAGAAUACAUACAUAAAACGGCGUUUCUUUUUUUAAAAAGUAAGUGGAACGAAGUGAAUCUUUACAGCAAGUUUGAUGGCACAUAUCUCGAACGUUUAGUCAUCCUCAAAAUGCUUGUUUAGUAAUUAUGCCUUGCAGUCUCGCGAGCGACAAUUUGUAAAUUGCAGUAUGUGACGUAACGUAACUAGUUCAAAGUUUAAUUAGUAGAUUUUUUGUUGAUUAGUAGCCUAUGCCGUUCGAGUUCCCGUGCAAGUGAUGGCCGCCUCUUCGAUUAGACCAGCUCGAGAACUUGUAUCGGGCUAUCUGCCACAGGGGAUUUUUUAAACAUUACCUAAAAUCUUCGCAGAAAGAGCUGAUAUAUGUUUGUGUGGCCAUCCUUACGGUCAGCUCAGCAGCCGUGUCUCAUUUUUGUUCGGGACAGCGGUACUUGGUUGCGUUUAAAAUCCAAAUUGCACAACUCCGUUGAGAAAAGGGGAACCGUGAUUUCGUCCUAUCAUCAUGUGUGGUGAAGCAUAGAGUGAACCAUCGUCACGCUGGAAUAGGUGCAAUAACAUUUCGUCGGUACGACGUACUGGUUAUUGCUUGUCUGUUGGUUUAUGCCAGAAAGCAUAUAACGUAUUUCAUUGGUUCCUUUCGCUCAGUGUAAACUCGCAGUUUAUCGUCAAACUUACCUUCGUUCAUCACCAAAAUAAACGCGCCUGGUUCUUCUGUCGUCAUUAUGUAUUUGUUAGUUAUGCACAAGCCUUAGGUUGGUAAGACCGUUAUUUUUUCUCAACGCGUAGCUUAGCCGGAAAUGAUUCAGCUUGACCAAAAUAUAACUCAUCCGUUCACCCUAGUAAGCAGCAGCAAGUCGAUUUAUUUUCUGCGAGUUUUAUUUCUCUGCCGUCGCGGACGCUCCCUCGGUACUCGAGAGCACAAGCGUGCCACUGGAUCCUCCUGUUCCUCGUGACUGCGCUUGCCUUAGGCCAAUAUCGUGUCGCCUUCUUUUCCCUGCUCUCCCGGCUUAGCAGUAAUAAGCCCGCGCUUGGUGCGAGGCCGCGGAAACAAUGUUGUCUCUCAUUACUUUUGAGGUGCAGACGGACCCUCAGUUUUGUUCGUCGUUAUCUGCUCUCAUCAGACAAAAGAGAGGAGCCUUAUCACACUUCGUAUGAGACAUUUGACGCGGGAAAAAACUCUUUGAGGGUGCCACCUACCCGCCUCUCGUAUCUCUCCCUCCCUCUUUUUUGUUCUUCUUCAGGCGCCUCUCUCUCUCUCGCCCUCGCGUCCAUGACGUCGCUCAUUCUCGCUUUCUCUUUCGCACGCCUGCUCGCCAAUGCAUCACUCGCCGCUUCACAGCUGGGCGGCACGGACUGAGCC